Sycon ciliatum is the source of this 2854-nucleotide messenger RNA. RefSeq lists its product as uncharacterized. The coding region runs from base 54 to 1928 and encodes 624 amino acids. The transcript is spliced from 5 exons. The record is from RefSeq and is a predicted model, not a curated record. NCBI's taxonomy places the organism in Eukaryota, Metazoa, Porifera, Calcarea, Leucosolenida, Sycettidae.
CGCCAAGCGAUAGGAGACGACAAAGCAGGGUUGCAGAGCAUCCAGGAUCAGCAAUGAGGGUGGACGUCGUCGCUUGCCUCAUGGCGCUGGCCGCCGUCUCGGUGUUGGCACAAAAACCGGCGCCGAAGUAUCCUGGACUUGCAGGCACGUUCGUUGCUGAGGUGGAGGCCAAUAUCCUGAACAAGAACUACACUGUGUACACGAGAGAGUUUUUUGACGACGUGCAGAAUGUGUCCCGCAUCGAGGUGAUGCGAAACGGCUCGCGCCAUGUCCGCGUCAACGAUUUCCGACGUCAGGCGUCGUAUCAUGUGGACGUGGACAAGACGACAUGCACGUCGGGACCCAUCAAGCCGGGGCCGGCGGUGAGCGUCGGCGCCGACGGACUGGCACACAUGGUCGGCGUGUCCGACUUCUUCCACUUCGGCAAGAAGUUCCACGACACGUACGAGGGCCAGGUGCGAGUGCGUGGCAUUCUGUGCGACAAGUGGCGCGGCCAAUACAGCGGGUCACAGCGCGGCCACACGUUCAACUACAGCCUGGAGUGGUUCUUUGCCGCGCAGGACAACUGGACCAUGCCGAUUGGAAACAUCGAGCCGGUGGCCGUUCCCGUACGGCUGGUGUUGCUUGGCACGGUGAGUGCCGCCGGGUCCGCUCAACGACAUGUCCACCACGUUUACGACUUUGUCGGCUUCCGUACGGGUGCAGCAGCUGCCGCGGCCAUGGCUAACAUGAAUGAGUUGUUUGAAGCUCCACGGGGAUACAACUGCAAGGGAGUUGGUGUGGUGAAGACGUUGCCCAAGUUGCCGAGCCGAUUCUCGUUCACGAUGUCGUCGAACAAUGGCGAGUUUGGUCACGUCAGCCACCGCUCGUAUUAUGGUUAUGACGCGGAUCGUGCCGAGACGGUCUCCGUCUUCCAUUUCCACCCGAACAACACGCACCCAUAUGGCACUGGAAGCGUGCGUUUCCUGCGCAACUUCCGCGAAGGUACCCAGUACAUCAUCUCGCGGCACAACUGUACGCUGUCGACGCUGCAGCCGUCCGGCAUCUCUGACAUCGGCGAGGAAAUCUCCUACUUGCACGGCCACGCCUCGAUAGCGUCGCCGAACGCCGUGUUCGGCUUCGAGGCGUCGCGCAACUUCACCUACGUCGGCCCGCGCACGGUGGAAGGCGUGCACGGCGAGACUUGGUCAGUACUGCGUGACGAUGUGAAGAUUUACCCGGGCCAGCCGGCCCCACUCACGCUCUGGGAGUAUACGUUCAGCUUGCCCACCUGGGCGUUUGACACGUUCCGCGGAGAGUUGAACUCCACUCAGAUCCCACUGGAGAUUCGUGGCUAUCUUGCGGACAGUGCCACCUUGAUCUCUAUCUCCGUCAUAUCAAACUUCGAAGUCGGCGCCCCCGGGGAGGCUGUCCUGGACGACAGCACCUGUUUCCAUGGCAAAGAACAGGCUACGCUGACGUUUGACCUUGAGACGGACUAUGAUGAUGACCGCGAGCUACACCGCUCGCUGGUCCAGUCCCUGGCCAAGACCAUGGAAGUGACGGUCGACCGCUUUGCUGUGACGACCUACCCCGGUCCUAGCAACAGACUGACGGUGGUCGUCCGCGUGCACGACGUUCCCAAGAUCGGUGACAAGGCGCUGCUUGACAAGCUCACGUCCAAGUCGUCGGCCAUCCGCCGGCUGUACCGCGAGAUCCACCACGGCGACUUCUUCGUCUCCAGCGCCGCCACCGGGAAAGUGCAAGCUGCAGAGCACAGCUUCUCGUCGUCCGAGCAGAGCACGAAAAUUGCGCUCUACCCCGGACACAUAGUUGCCAUCUGCCUGGGCGCGCUGUCCCUCGGCGUUUUAUUCGGCGUGGGUGGAGUGUUCUGCGUACAGCGACGGCUUUAUCUGAAGAUCGCGUAUCGCCGUGACAGCACGAUUUGAAAACUCGAACUGUCGCCGGUGUGUUGCCAGGCCUGGUCCGUUGCUGGCGCGGUGUGUUGCCAGGCCUGGUCCGUUGCUGGCCGCGCGGCGAGUGAGCGAGCGCUUGCCAAUGUACUGUCUCGCCGGCCGUCUGCUCUGCUCCGAACACUGCCCCGAACGCGGGUCCAGGCUAGCUCACCACCGCCUUCUCACGGCGGUGCACCGAUCGGGUUGGUGCCGACGUGUGAUCCAGUCAAGCGCCUCAAGUGCCAACACCACCGUUGCCCCCGCUGCUGGUGUUGGUUUCCACGCAACUCACGCCGCUCAUCUCCCGCAGCACAUUCCGUUUCACCCCUCUUCUUUUUUUUCGGUGUGCUGGGCUAGCUCACGCCUCGGCUCACGGUAUACCGCCAGAAUCGCGGUGACGUCAAGAUGUUGGUUCCUGCCUGAUUGAUGACGUCAUCUUGUUUAUUUUCUCCCAUUCUUCAUUUCCGGUUCUUACUGCAUGCAUGUUCAUGAUGUAAGUUACUGGCAAAUACGGAUCGUGUGUUCAUUGUUUUGAACGAGAACUAACUUUCUGUAAUAUAUUUUAUCAUACUUGUACACACAGAUACGUACGUAUGACAAGAAAAUAAAUACUUUUGUUUGCAAAGUACAUUACUAAUACUGGUACUUGUUUUCUAUGUCACUAGUACUAGAGAUAGCUCUGAUUACACAUGUUGUCGUUUUCUAGGCAUCGGGUAUAGUUUCCUCGCAUAGUGUGAACCUGGAUCAAGUGUAUGUGUACUUAUCACAUGACGGACUGAUUGUAGUCAUAUCCGGAUCCUAACUCCCUAUCGCAUACAGUGACAUUGUCAUUGGUGAUCAAAGUGAAGAAGAAAGAAAGGUUAUUUGACAUGGUAGUAUACCGGUACUGCAGUUUUUGUGGCUAGUUUCCCGGCGAGUUA